AUUGGAGAAUAUCUAUGGUUUUGGUUAUAUAUUUUUACAGCCGUUAGAUCUUCAAACCGAUCAAUCUAACGGUUCUUAACAAUAUCCAAUUCUCAUAAGAAAAGAGUACAAAAAUAAAAAGAGUCGCUGUCACUAUACCGUACCGUACAGAGUCAAUUGAAGAAACCGAGAGAGAGAGUGAGCGGAAUCAUGACUUCUCCGGGAAAAUCUCCGAGAUCCGACCGGAAAUCACCGACGGUUGUCACCGUCCAGCCGUCUUCUCCCAGAUUCCCGAUCAGCACACCUACUGCUGGAGCUCAACGUAAGAUCGGGAUCGCUGUCGAUCUAAGCGACGAGAGUGCGUACGCAGUUCAAUGGGCUGUUCAGAACUAUCUCCGAUCAGGUGACGCCGUUGUUCUCCUUCAUGUUCAACCGACGAGUGUACUUUACGGCGCCGAUUGGGGCGCUAUGGAUUUGUCGCCGCAGUGGGAUCCAAAUAACGAAGAGUCGCAGAGGAAGCUUGAGGACGAUUUCGACAUUGUCACUAAUAAGAAAGCGAGCGACGUUGCUCAGCCUUUGGUUGAGGCGGAUAUUCCGUUUAAGAUCCAUAUCGUCAAGGAUCACGAUAUGAAGGAGAGGCUUUGUUUGGAGGUGGAGAGGUUAGGGCUAAGUACUUUGAUUAUGGGUAGUAGAGGAUUUGGUGCUACGAAGAGGAGUAGUAAAGGGAGAUUAGGGAGUGUCAGUGAUUACUCAGUUCACCAUUGUGCUUGUCCGGUGGUUGUUGUUAGAUUUCCUGAUGAUAAGGAUGGAGAAGAUGAGAAAUCCGGCGACAGUGGUGGGGAGAAUCUGAUGGACAGUGAUAAACUUCAUACAGUGCCUGAGGUGGCUGAAGAAGAGGGAGAUAAGGAUGAGUACCAUGAUGCUUCGGAUAAGCAGUAGCAGCAAGGUUGACUUUGAAUGCAUGCUUUCAUGUUGCAGAAGGAGACCUCCCUAAGGAGACUUAGAAAGAAAAGAAAGCGUUCCUUUGCCCUUGGUUUGUGUUCUUGAGUGUGCUUAAUUGUGUUGUUUUUGGGGUUUGGGGUAUUCUAGAUCUCUUUUGUAAGUAUUCUCUUGUUUCUUGGUUUUGUUUUAAACUCUAUGGAAUUUGGGAUGAGUGGAUUCGAUGUCUUUUGUUUGUCUUUGAAAAAGCAGUGAAAAGAAUUUCAGUGGUCUUGUAUAUCUCUGCAGUUGAAUAGUUGGUACAAAAUAACAUCUUUGACGGUUCCAAAUAAUAUAUCUUGUCAGUAAUGACCAUUAAAUAAACUUUACCAUGAAAUGGCUAUGCUUGCAUCUUUCAGAACCAUUACAUUUGUCUUGUCCUGUUUCUGACUUUUCUCUUGACUGUGUGGAAGUUCAUAAGAUCAAUGGUACCGAUGUGUCUUUGUUUGUAUCUUUGGGAAAAAGACUGAUAAUGGUUCCGAAGUUUCACUGUUUGUACAGUCUCAAAUAAGUUCUAUUUUGUCUCUCUGCAGUUUAGUUUUCCCCAUAGAAAGCAUCUCUGAUGGUUUCAAAUGUAGGCAUCAUUAACAUUUUCACCACAUUGUCCCUAUUCUCAAGCAGCGAACUCUCUUCCUAUGAUCAACGUCCACUAUCUAUUCCCAACUUUGAAGAGUU
Arabidopsis thaliana (thale cress) is the source of this 1632-nucleotide messenger RNA. RefSeq names its product Adenine nucleotide alpha hydrolases-like superfamily protein. NCBI's taxonomy places the organism in Eukaryota, Viridiplantae, Streptophyta, Magnoliopsida, Brassicales, Brassicaceae. The coding region runs from base 190 to 918 and encodes 242 amino acids. Gene Ontology annotation, cellular component: chloroplast. The transcript is spliced from 2 exons. The record is from RefSeq and is marked reviewed. Gene Ontology annotation, biological process: response to molecule of fungal origin.